CAAACUCCCAGUAUGGCGGGCCUGAGCGAAAACCCCUUCGCGUCGACGACUUCGCUGGACAAGAACCCGUUCGAGGACCCGGAGCCGCAGCCCGCCCACGCCCCGUACGAUGCGCGCAUGCAAGAGCUCGCCGCGCGCGAGCAGGAAUUGCAACGACGAGAGCAGGAACUGAACCAGCGAGCAGAAUACAUAAGGACGCAUGGACGUAAUAACUUCCCGCCAUUCUACCCCUUGGUCUACCACUCCAUACAGGAUGAAAUCCCAGAGGCUUCACGACCGCUCAUCACGCAAAUGUUUCGGCUGUGGCUGCUGCUGCUAGUAACACUGCUGGUGAAUAUGGUGGCCCUCAUAUUCGCCACAAUUGUGGGGACUGGAGAUGGCUUCAGGGACUUUGGAGUCAGUAUCAUGUAUAUCCCCGUGAUAGGCGCAUUGUCGUUCUUGACGUGGUACAGACCGAUAUAUAAUGGAUAUAUGAAAGAGCAGUCACUGUAUUACUAUGUGUACUUCUUCUUCGGAGGAUGGCAUAUUCUGUUCAGCUUGUACAUGGCCAUUGGCCUUCCAAGCACUGGCUCAGCAGGUAUCAUCCAGACGGUAAUAAUGUUUGCCCAUGGAGGCGCAGGCAUUGCAGGCGGCGUCUUGGGCGCUCUUGCUUCAGCCGGAUGGGUCAUUGAGGCCUUCGGGAGCCUAUGGUUCUUCCGACUGAUCUGGGCCCAUGGGAAGGCAGCGGGCCACAGCUUCGACAAGGCUAAAGGCGAAUUCGCCACCCAUGGCGCGAAGGCGUACUUCUCCCGGGGAUAAACAAUUUCUGUAUGUAACGACUGGAUGACACGCUUGAAUAUUUGUCUAUCGGUAGCACGUACGAUAUUUUCUUUACGAAGUAUAACUGCUGGUCGGACUCCACGCAUAUGUAAAUUCGCGCAACGGUGAUUUAUGGGGAAGGGACAUUGUGCAAUACAUGUACGUAGUCAUCGAGGGCGUAUUACAAUGUGUCAGAGCGUUUUCCAGGACGUUCUGCGGGAGUGUAU
This is a messenger RNA of Gloeophyllum trabeum ATCC 11539, 1025 nucleotides long. Its product is annotated as scamp-domain-containing protein. Gene Ontology annotation, cellular component: recycling endosome membrane; trans-Golgi network membrane. The coding region runs from base 13 to 798 and encodes 261 amino acids. NCBI's taxonomy places the organism in Eukaryota, Fungi, Basidiomycota, Agaricomycetes, Gloeophyllales, Gloeophyllaceae. The record is from RefSeq and is a predicted model, not a curated record. The transcript has 11 exons. Gene Ontology annotation, biological process: protein transport.